Archocentrus centrarchus (flier cichlid) is the source of this 1131-nucleotide messenger RNA. RefSeq names its product CFAP97 domain containing 2 (gene cfap97d2). The transcript has 6 exons. NCBI's taxonomy places the organism in Eukaryota, Metazoa, Chordata, Actinopteri, Cichliformes, Cichlidae. Bases 138 to 875 code for a protein of 245 amino acids. The record is from RefSeq and is a predicted model, not a curated record.
UCUUCGCACAGCAGCUCAUUUUGCAGCCUGCUCACUAAUUAGCCUAUCUCUAUGGCUGUAUGUGUUUCUCUGUGUGGAACAAACCAAACAAGCGCAUCGCUUGAAACCAUUCAUCUCCGCUCUCUCGAGCCGCUGUCAUGGCAACCGUGUAUGACUGGCGCAAAACAGACUGCAGUUCUCUGAGCCGUCCGUCAGCGUGGAUGGUUGAACGCAUUCUUGGAAAGAUGAAGGAAGAAAUCAAGAAAGCACGACAGCCACAGACCGCAAGGGACCCGUUGCUGCAUCCUGUAUAUGUGCCCUUGCUUCACACGAUAAACAAAUACCUGCCGCAGAAAUGGGACAAGGCUGUAUAUGAAAUGCACAGAAAAGGAGUGAAGGCAGCAAAACCGAUAGUAAACACGGGUCCACCAGAGAUAUGUCGUCAUAUGACUCUCAACCAGAAGAAACAUGAGAUUGAAGCUAUGAGAGCGGUGACGAUUCAGAGAGAAAACAACAUACUUAGAGAGAAGAUAUCACAUAUUAUGAGGACACCUGGAAGAGCUGACAACACAAAUUACUAUAUAAAAAAACAACUUGGGAGCAAAAAGCGACAGCUGGAAAUGCUCAGUAUUGCCAAAAAGAAUAAAAAGAUCCAAUUUAGACUGAGCCAAUGCAAACCUUACUAUAGUGUGAGGAGCUGGCACAAGGACUGGCUCAGAACUCUUGAGGUGAUGGAAAGAAUUGCUCACUACCCACGAGACAGAGCAAAUCAGCAAAAGGGACAAGAAAAACCUGACAAGAUGAACAGGAAAUGUGGUAAAGAACAAAAGCAAACCAAAGAUGCAAACACGCGCAGUCCUGCGCAUGCGGGCAAUGAGAAAAAAUGUCAAAGCUGAUUCUGAAGCAAAUGAAAAGAAGGAAACAGCAACAAGGAAGAGGCAACAGGAGCAGAGAUACACAAGGAGUCAGCCCUUAUCUUUAAACCAAAUGCACUACCAGAGAAAGAAAUAUCACCAGAUGUACCCAAGAAUCCUGGUUCCUAAUAAAUAAACAGCCUCAUUGUGUUAAAAAGUCAUUUGCUUUUUGGUGUAUUUAAAAGGUCCAGAACCCCUAAUACACCUAAAAAUAAAAACAUAUACAAUAAAUAAAACU